This is a messenger RNA of Octodon degus (degu), 3686 nucleotides long. It is a transcript of the gene Heca, whose product is annotated as hdc homolog, cell cycle regulator. The coding region runs from base 109 to 1356 and encodes 415 amino acids. The record is from RefSeq and is a predicted model, not a curated record. NCBI's taxonomy places the organism in Eukaryota, Metazoa, Chordata, Mammalia, Rodentia, Octodontidae. The transcript is spliced from 3 exons.
CCUUGCGCCACGCCUCUGAUCUGCAGCUUCGGCAGGACCGUGGACCUGGAGAAGGACGACUACCAGAAGGUGGUGUGCAACAACGAGCACUGCCCCUGCAGCACCUGGAUGCACCUGCAGUGCUUCUACGAAUGGGAGAGCAGCAUCCUGGCCCAGUUCAAUUGCAUCGGCCGGGCCCGCAGCUGGAAUGAGAAGCAGUGCCGCCAGAAUAUGUGGACCAAGAAGGGCUACGACCUGGCCUUCCGCUUCUGCUCCUGCCGCUGUGGGCAGGGCCACCUAAAGAAGGACACAGACUGGUACCAGGUGAAGCGGAUGCAGGACGAGAAAAAAAAGAAGUCUGGGUUAGAGAAGAACACAGGGAGGCCCCCAGGGGAGGCUGCAGAGGAGGCAAAAAAAUGCAGGCCCCUGAACAAACCCCAGAAAAGCUUGAACCAUGACCUCCCCCGACGACAUUCCAUGGACCGGCAGAACUCCCAGGAGAAGGCGGUCAGCACCACUGCCUUUGGUGGCCGCUCCCCUUGUGGUUCCCCUGGUCAGUCCCCACCCACUGGCUACUCAAUCCUCUCUCCUGCCCACUUCAGCGGUCCCCGCUCCUCUAGAUACCUUGGGGAAUUCUUAAAGAAUGCCAUUCAUCUGGAACCUCAUAAAAAGGCCAUGGCUGGGGGCCAUGUGUUCAGAAAUGCCCACUUUGAUUAUAGUGCUGCUGGAUUGUCUGUUCAUAGGGGGGGACACUUUGACACCCCUGUACAGUUCCUGCGGCGGCUGGACCUCUCUGAGCUCCUCACUCACAUCCCCAGGCAUAAGCUAAACACUUUCCAUGUGCGGAUGGAAGACGAUGCCCACAUGGGCCAGGGCGAGGAUCUGCGGAAGUUCAUUCUUGCAGCCCUCAGUGCCAGCCAUAGAAACGUUGUAAAUUGUGCUCUGUGCCACCGGGCACUUCCUGUCUUCGAACAGUUCCCACUGGUGGAUGGAACUUUGUUCUUAAGUCCCUCAAGACAUGAUGAGAUUGAAUAUGAUGUUCCUUGUCACCUUCAAGGGAGGCUCAUGCAUCUGUACGCAGUGUGUGUGGAUUGCCUAGAAGGGGUUCACAAGAUCAUCUGCAUCAAGUGUAAGUCUCGGUGGGACGGCAGCUGGCACCAGCUGGGCACAAUGUACACCUACGACAUCCUGGCCGCCUCUCCCUGUUGUCAGGCCCGCCUGAACUGCAAGCACUGUGGGAAGCCUGUGAUCGAUGUGCGGAUCGGGAUGCAGUACUUCUCUGAGUACAGCAACGUCCAGCAGUGUCCACACUGUGGGAACCUGGACUACCAUUUCGUGAAGCCAUUCUCCUCCUUCAAAGUUCUUGAAGCUUAUUGAUGAAAGCUUUGCUUUAGUAAUAGGUAUUUUAUUGAUAUUACUUUAUUACAUAUCUUUUAUAGGGAAACAUUCUGUGACAUUAAUUUCUUUUCUAAUUUAAAGCAGAGUUACUUUGUAUAUGUAUACCACUAAAAUGGGGCUGCCCUUUCCCCUGUCUUGAUCCACCAGUGUUAGUCUGUGGUCAGGACCAGAGCCAGGUGGAUAACAGUGUGAGUGUGGGUAGGGUUCGUUUUCACCAGAAGUCUCUGAUGCAGCUUUAAAGUGAUGGGGAGGAUGGGAUGAAUCUAGAAAAGGGAUUAUGUGGCUAUGAACUAAAAGUAUAGAAUGGGGAGAGAGCAUUUAGUAAAAUGUUUACUUUCUAAAGACCCAGUUUUAGAUCUUCUGUGGGCCUUAGGCAAAAUAUGUGACAAGUGAAUGUAAGUCUGAGCGUGGAGAACCAGUAGUGUGUUAGGCUGUCUCGGCUUCGUGUUCUGUAGCACACGCUGAAAUGCAGCUGCACUCACAGGUGAUCUGAAAGUGGACAUGAGUAUUCUUUUCUUUCAGUGUUGUAACUUAACACUCAGUUUUCAUAUUGAAAAUAAUACCCAGAUUAGAAGACGGGAAAGCUGUUGGUGUUGCAAAUGUUUUUAGCUAAACUGACCUAUAAAAGAACAUGUGAAAUAGGUUUGGAAGUGAUGCCCUCUUGAGAAGGCAAAAGGCAGAGCUCUGUCAUUUGAGUUAUUCUGUGAAGUUGGUCUCAGUAAUUCUUAAGGAGAAUCCAUGCAGAGUGUGACUGAGGGGUGACAUUGUCUAGAGAUUGUACUUUGGAAGUGCGGUUUGGUAUCACAUUCUUCCCACAGGCAAAUCCCACAGCCAUAGAACCUAACUGGUGAGCUGCAGAACCAGUCAUGCCACACUUAACUUCCCCAUAAUGCCUUAUCGCCGUGUCUAACCCAUUUAAUACUUAGUUUCCAAAAUCAGAGUUGAGCUGAGGAAGGGAAGGAUUGUUUAAGAGAGUGACAAAGAAAAGAAUAAUUUUAGCAUUUCUUUUUAAAGUGUGUCAUUUUGGAACAUCACUGUUGUAAUACAUGAUAGUCUGCUUUAAAAAUGGUCAUCCUAAAGAUCCUUACAAUAACAUAUUGGUUAAAAAAAUCACUUACAGAACUUCAUUAGAGCAUUGAACAUUCUAAAAUACUGCCUUCUGUUCAUUAGAUUGUAAUACAUUGAUACUGUAUACUUUUGUAGAAUUGAAAUUAGAUUCUCACAAAUAAAUUGAUAAUUUCAAGUAUGAUACGUGUAUAUUCUAAAAAGGUUACUAAAAUUAAUCAUUCUAUGAAUAGCCAAAUUUGGCAUUGAUGUGAAUAUUUCAUAUUAUUUAUUUGGCUUACAACUUUUUCCUCUGUUAUUUUUUUUUCCUUUUAGGCAUUAUGCACUUGAAUUUCAUUUUUAUUAUGUGAAAUAUGUUAUAUUUUGAAACAACACAUCACUGAAAAAAGUGCAUCAACUAAUAUUCUUCACCUUUCACUUAGGAUGAUUCUUACUUGGUAUACUGCAUCUAAUUUGGUGUUUGAUCUGAAAAACAUUCCACGGUGAAGGGGGAGCUCAAAAUGCCUAUGAAACAGGAUCACUACUGGUCAGGCAGUGUGUAAUGCAACUACAAGAGGCCUAGAGAACAUAGUCCUUGGAAUUUAGUCACCGAUACACAAAGCUGUAAUUGUGAAUUGUUUCCCAUUGAUUUUCUUAUCCAAAUAAAUUGCUAAGUUUCUCUUAUUUUCAGAAAACCAUUUGGGUUUCAUUUCUGAAUUUAAUAUUAGUAAUAAAAUAUUUGUAAUAUUCUACAACUCACCUGUUCCUCAACCUACCCACAUAUUUUUAGGAAACCUACUUGUUCAGAAGCUGACGCAGUUGACCUCUGCAUUGCAUUCAGUGGCAAGCUCUUCAGGGUAAAAUCACUAUGAGCUUAGUCUAUGCUGCAUUCUGUAUUUUUUCCUUAGAUUGUUUUCUAUCCUCUUGAAAAGUAAGUAUGGUGAGGUUUCCCUACAAUUCAGUAAAAUCUUGCUUUUGGAUGUUAUUUUGAUAAUGCAGUGAAUAUGCAGUUAUAUUAAAAGAGGCAUGAGUAUCAGAAUCUUUUAAGGCACAUUUUUAUGUAAAAGAAAAAAUUUGGCUAAUUAGAGAAUAAAAUAUAAUUAAAUGUGCAACAGUGUGAGGUGCUCGCUUUGAUAUUUUCUCCAAGCUUGCCCCGAGCACUUUGAUCAUAAUUGGGAUUUGUCAAAGAGAGAUUAUUAUUUUUGUCACUGUUAGGGUAUUAAAAUAUAUCAAUCAUCCAGGAAAUGCAGUUUCUGUUUUUCUGA